CCACGUGGUCUUUCAUUAUCGCAUCUUCUGACUCUCUUUUUUAAAGUAGUUUGGCAAAUUGAGAGGCAACGCAAACUGAAAAUGGUUACUCCCACCAUCAAGCUUGAGUCCUCGGAAGGGGUGAUCUUUCCGACGGAAGUCCGAGUCGCCAUGGUCUCCGAAACCAUCAAGACCAUGUUGGAUCACUUUGCCGUGCAGAACGACGAGAAUGCCAUCGUGCCCCUGCACUCGGUGAGCACGUUCACCCUGGGCAAGAUUCUAGCCUGGGCCAAUCACCACAAGGACGAUGAUGAUCAGUCAACGGAGGGUGAGGAGCUGAAGCCACGUCGCCCAUAUGCCAUCUCCCCAUGGGACGCCAUCUUCUUGAUGGUCAAUUCAACCACCUUGCUCGAAAUCAUACUGGCCGCCAAACAACUGCAGAUCAAGGGCCUACUGGAACUCACCUACAAUGUGGUGGCCAAUAUGAUUAGGGGCAAGACUCCCGAGGAGAUCCGCUUCAUCUUCAACAUUCCGGAAGACGUCUCGCCAUCCGUGGACGGGGAGUUGAGAUGGAAAGACCUGUUUUUGUGGCCCAUGGAUUUCUGAGCCGCUGGGACUGUUGACCGUAUUUUAGUUUGGACACCUGCAAAUGAAGAAGAAAUUUUUUACUUAGUUAAGAAUAAGAACAUUUUGAGUUAACCUAAAUAUAUACUGCCGCCAGUGUUGGAGAAGGU
Drosophila melanogaster (fruit fly) is the source of this 713-nucleotide messenger RNA. RefSeq names its product SKP1-related E (gene SkpE). The coding region runs from base 82 to 585 and encodes 167 amino acids. Gene Ontology annotation, biological process: protein ubiquitination; ubiquitin-dependent protein catabolic process. The transcript has a single exon. The record is from RefSeq and is marked reviewed. NCBI's taxonomy places the organism in Eukaryota, Metazoa, Arthropoda, Insecta, Diptera, Drosophilidae.